AUGAAUAAAAUGAAUAAGUUAAAGGGAAACAAAAAGUGCACGGCGAGCCAGGCAAAUAGGGCAAUCUUAAAACGAUUUGAAACAGAAGGACAACACGUUAUUCUGUAUUUCGAUGAGAUAAAAGAGGUGGAUUUCUCGCUGGAUAUCACGCAGAGUACAUUAGUAAAGAACGCCCAGCCAGGUGUUGUCAGUGUCUACGAUUAUUACAAACCAGAAAGCCAAGGGAAGGUUAUGUACAACAUCACUGAAGAUGAUUGCCGUGGUGAAGAAGGAGGAUGCUCAUUGACACCGUGUGGUUCUAACGGUUACUGCACAAACACCAACGGUUCUUACUUCUGCCAGUGUGCAUCAGGUUUCACAUCAUCGGACGGUGGACGAACUUGUACAGCAACGAAGUGCCCUGUGGGUUGGCAGGCAUUCGAUGGACUCUGCUUUUAUAUCAGCAAUGGCGUUGCGACAUCAUGGAAUAGUGCGAAAGACAACUGUCGUGAACGUGGCGGCCAUUUGGCAGUUCCAACCAACACGAAAACGAAUAAUUAUCUCUAUCAGGUUAUUAAGCAACAUAACGUCUUCGCAGCGUGGAUUGGCGUGUACCGAAGAUCAGGAAGAGUGUUUUACACAGUGGGUGAAGAGAAGAUCUCGUAUAAAAACUGGAAUAGAUGGGAGCCAAACAAUGCUGGUGGGCAGGAGAACUGCGUCGAAAUGUUAAACAGGGAAACAGGGAAAUGGAAUGAUCGGAGAUGUAACUUCAGCGGUCGUCGUUACCUUUGUCAGCGGUGUCUGUGAAUAUACGAGAGCAGCUGCGAUGGAAAAGCUUUUUUUUCCGAUAAAAAGAAAA
Dendronephthya gigantea is the source of this 838-nucleotide messenger RNA. Its product is annotated as neurocan core protein-like. The record is from RefSeq and is a predicted model, not a curated record. The transcript is spliced from 6 exons. Lineage: Eukaryota; Metazoa; Cnidaria; Anthozoa; Malacalcyonacea; Nephtheidae. Gene Ontology annotation, cellular component: extracellular region. Gene Ontology annotation, molecular function: calcium ion binding. The coding region runs from base 1 to 786 and encodes 261 amino acids.